GAGGAGCAGGAAGCGGCCCGGCUGCGCUCGGCCCCUCGUGUGCUGCCACUGCCACCGCCGCCGGGGGCACCGCGCCCUCCGCUCCGCUCCGCUCCGGGCCGUCUGCGGGCUUUGCUCGCUUUAUUCCCUCCGUUCUCCCUGCUCUCCGAGCGCUCGGCGCUCGCCGUCGGGAGGAGGCACCGGCGGGGCGCGGCACCAGGGGCACCCCCGGCUCCUCCGCCGCCAUGAGCGCCGCGGGCCCCGCGCCCGGCCCCGGCCCCGGCCCACAGGAGAGGGGUUCCGGACACGGCCCCGGGCACGGCCCCGGCACGGCCCGCCCGGCCAGCCCGCAGGAGGAGUUUGACUUCUCCAUCCUCUUCGACUACGACUACCUGAAGCCGAUCGAAGAAGAACCGACUCCACAUAAAACCAACAGCCCACCCUCUGGAGUUACAUACGCUCACGAUGUCGUGGACUGUGGCCUCAAGCCAUGCUCCYUGCCUUUUCCUAGCCUUUCUGCAGAUCCCAUGGGCAGAUAUGGACAGCCAGAUAGCAUAGGGCCACCACCUACACACCCUGCCAACGCUGCAGGGGCCUCUGCUCCGAGCCCUAGGAUUGAAAUAACUCCAUAUCAUGAACUGAUUCAUUCGGGGGGUCCCUUCCGCAGCAGAGACACAGAUGUUUUGGUAGAACAUCAGGCAAACUCAGCCACCACUAGCCCAAGGGUUACCCUGCCUGUCCCUGGCUUUGAGGGCUACAGAGAACCACUGUGUCUGAGCCCAGCUAGUAGCGGCUCCUCUGCAAGUUUCAUUUCAGAGACAAAUGUAUCUCCUUGCACAUCACCAUGUGUUUCACCAAAUAAUGGUCCUAGUGAUGACCUUUGUCCGCAGUUUCAAAACAUCCAUACUCAUUAUUCUCCUAGAACCUCUCCAAUAAUGUCACCACGAACAAGCAUCACGGAGGAAACCUGCUUGGGACGCCAUUCACCAUCACCCUGUCCCAACUCAAGGUCUUCGUCACCGGGUGCCAAACGGAGGUACUCUUGCACUGAGCUCUGCAGUACUCAGCUGCCUUCCACCUCUCCUCGGCAGUCGAGGAGCCCCUCUCCACAGCCCUCUCCUCGCAUCCCCCUGAGAGAAGACACCUCAGCGGUCACUUACGCGCAGUUGGCCAGCGCUCCCCUUCCCAUGGAUGCUAUGAGCAGCCUACCCACCGAUCCUUCCUGCGGUGUUCCCACCAAAAUCUGGAAAACCAGCCCUGAUCCUUCAUCCAUGCCUUCCCACAAAAACAGCAUUCCAUGCCACGUCUUUCAGACUGUUGAUUUYCACGGGCCUUGUGAGCAGGAGGACAGGAGAAACUCAGCGCCAGAAUCGGUUCUGUUGGUACCUCCAUCCUGGACAAAGCAGCUGCUGCCUGCAAUUCCCAUCUGCAGUUUGCCCGUGCAGUCUCUGCCCCCUCUGGAAUGGCCCCUGUCCAGCCAGUCUGGUUCCUACGAGCUGCGGAUCGAGGUGCAGCCCAAGCCCCACCACCGCGCGCACUACGAGACCGAGGGCAGCCGUGGAGCCGUCAAAGCACCCACCGGGGGCCACCCCGUGGUGCAGCUGCACGGGUACAUGGAGAACAAACCCCUGGGGCUGCAGAUCUUCAUUGGCACAGCAGACGAGCGCAUCCUGAAGCCCCACGCCUUCUACCAGGUCCAUCGCAUCACGGGCAAAACYGUCACCACCACCAGCUACGAGAAGAUCAUUGGCAACACCAAAGUGCUGGAGAUCCCCCUGGAACCCAAAAACAACAUGAAAGCAACCAUUGACUGCGCGGGGAUCCUGAAGCUGCGCAACGCCGACAUCGAACUGCGCAAGGGCGAGACCGACAUCGGCCGCAAGAACACCCGCGUGCGCCUCGUGUUCCGCGUGCACAUCCCCGAGCCCAGCGGCAGGGUGGUGUCCCUGCAGGCGGCCUCCAACCCCAUCGAGUGCUCCCAAAGAUCUGCUCAUGAACUUCCAAUGGUUGAAAGACAAGACAUUGACAGCUGCCUGGUUUAUGGAGGACAGCAGAUGAUCCUGACUGGACAGAAUUUCACAGCAGAGUCCAAAGUGGUGUUCACRGAAAAAACAUCAGAUGGGCAGCAGAUCUGGGAAAUGGAGGCMACAGUGGACAAAGAUAAGAGCCAGCCUAGCAUGCUGUUUGUGGAAAUCCCUGAGUACCGCAACAAGCACAUCCGCACRGCCGUCAAGGUCAACUUCUACGUCAUCAACGGCAAAAGAAAAAGAAGCCAACCCCAGCAUUUCACCUAUCACCCAGUACCAUCCAUCAAAACAGAGCCCAUUGAUGACUAUGAUCCAGCCCUAAUCUGCAGCACGGURCACGGUGCUCUGGGGACUGUAACGCAGCCCUACUACCCACAGCACACCCUGGCCACCGAGGCUCCUUCCUGCCUGGUGGCCACCAUGGCUCCGUGCCAGCAGCUGCGCCCGGGCCUGGCCUCUCCYGACUCGCGCUACCAGCAGCAGAGCCCCGCUGUGAUUUACCAAMGGAGCAAGAGCCUGAGCCCCAGCCAGCUGGGCUACCAGCAGCCCAACGUGCUGGCCGCGCCGGUGGCCRUGGCCGAUGCGCACAGGUCGGUGCUGGUGCACGCCGGCUCUCCGGGCCAGCUCCACCACUCUCCGGGCCAGCAGCAGCCAUCCCCCGUCAUCCACUAUUCUCCAACCAACCAGCAGCUGAGGUGUGGCAGCCACCAGGAGUUCCAGCACAUCAUGUGCUGUGAGAAUUUCCCGGCCAGCGUGGCCAGAGGCAGCCAGCCCCAGGCCGGCCAGGCACAGAGGCUCAGCCCCGGCUCCUACCCCACGGUCAUCCAGCAGCAGGCGGCCCCGGGCCAGCGGGCAGCCAAGAACGGGCCMCCAGGCACUGAGCAGAAGGACGUGCUGCCAGCAGGAGUGACCAUCAAGCAGGAGCAGAACCUGGACCAGGCRUACCUGGAUGAUGUUAACGAAAUUAUCAGGAAGGAAUUUUCUGGACUCCCUGCCAGAAGUCAGACAUAGAAGAAGAGAUUUGUGAGACAGCUUUUACCAARUCCUUCCAUGAGUGACCUCUUAGAUCCUUCCAGUGCCCCUGCAACCUCCGGCUUCCUUCGCGGUUCAUCUCCAGGCACCGGCUCGGUGCGAGGAACAAUGAAUUGGCACCAAGUGACAGCCUUGACUAAGCAACUCGCCACCUCUCUCUGUAAACAGCACGAGGACACCCUUCCUUUCAUCCAGAGAUCACAUUGUUCUCCUGGAACACGGCAUCUGUCUGAGGAAACACUUCAAGCCUGCUGCAGACCAUCCAUCCAUCCGUCCGUCCAUCCAUCCAGAUGGGAACUGUCCUGAGCAGGGCCCCGAGCCUGGGCUGGACACUGGGCUGGCAAAGGGGAACACAGAGUAAUAUAUUCAUGAAAUAUAAACCUUCUGCACGUCACUAACAAUGAUUUGCCCUCCAGCUUUCAAAGCYCUCCUGAGAUAUUUUAUUAUUGUAGGAAACGGAGGCAGCCCGAGCUUGCUCAGCCUUCAUCCAGUCUGGGAUCAAAAGACAGUUUUCUGUGAGCACUGUGGUUGGUGUUUCAAACAGGAGAUGUCAGCUGAAUCCAGGAGAUCUUUUCAUUUUCCUCAUCAGGCUGGAUAGGAGUUUGAAAGAGAGGGAUUCUCUUAAACAGGCAGUGAAAAGAGCAAUUCACAGCUGCAGCACCUGUCCCAAGGUAAAAUAAACCCAGGUAAAACAGAGAUUAAUAUAUAGGAGCCACAGUAAACCCAAAGAUUUUCUGAUUGAUCCUUGUUUAUAUUUAGGCAGUGUAUGAACACAUCUUAGAUAUUUUCUCUCCAACAAAUUGUUGCUGU
Molecule: messenger RNA, 3848 nt
Organism: Malurus melanocephalus (red-backed fairy wren)
Lineage: Eukaryota; Metazoa; Chordata; Aves; Passeriformes; Maluridae
Gene: NFATC2
Product: nuclear factor of activated T cells 2
Exons: 11
Coding region: 225-3017 (930 amino acids)
Biological process (GO): regulation of transcription by RNA polymerase II; calcineurin-NFAT signaling cascade; cytokine production
Cellular component (GO): transcription regulator complex
Molecular function (GO): DNA-binding transcription factor activity, RNA polymerase II-specific; transcription factor binding; RNA polymerase II cis-regulatory region sequence-specific DNA binding
Source: RefSeq, a predicted model, not a curated record